Acanthocheilonema viteae is the source of this 1515-nucleotide messenger RNA. NCBI's taxonomy places the organism in Eukaryota, Metazoa, Nematoda, Chromadorea, Rhabditida, Onchocercidae. The record is from the annotation of a GenBank genome assembly.
AUGAAUGGUAGAUGGAUAGUACAGGUAAUCAAAGCGAUUAAGCUGCAGCAAACAGAUGAAAUUUCAAUAAGCCUGCCAAGGCCAUACAUAUUUCCUCGUUGCUUUGAUUACUUGAAAAUAAUCUGGACUAAUUUAUCAUGCCCAGUUCAAGAUUUCGAAUUUAAGAUGCGUAUUUUUGCUGUUCCGGAAGAUUCAAAUUUCGAGCAGUCAUACUAUAUGGAAGAAUACGAUAUUGAGUUAUCGCAUCAAGCACUUGAACUGCCAUGUUAUCAGUUCGAUAUCAUCUAUGCGCAAUUCUGCUUCCAAAUUGUAUCAGUGCAGAAGUUUACCGCACGCUUUAAUGAAUGGGCACGGCGAUGCGUCUACACUGAAAAUUUGGGACAGAUCGAGGGCGGGUGGAGAGACUGGUCCUCAUGGAGCGUCUGCUCAGUGAGUUGCGGACAUGGACUGCGACGACGAUGGCGCCUGUGCGAUUCACCUGUCCCUCAAAACGGCGGAAAUUUGUGUGGAGGCAGUUUUGUCGAGUCUUUGGAUUGCGAUGCCGUCCCGGCCACUACUACGAGUGACACAUUAUGCUCGUGUGGAUGUCUGCUCAGUCAUAAUGCUGGAAGAUUUUUUGCUCGGACAUGUAAGGAAAUCACUGAUUGGACACUGAAAUCUCAUGGAAGAUUUCUGCAUCUGAAAUUAAAAUACGAUUCUACGAUAGCCAAUGAAUUUAGACUUGCAAUUUAUCGCGAUUUAAAAAAACAGGAAUUAGUUUACGAUUCCGAAAUAAACAGCCAUAUUCUUAAAAGCAGUUUACAGUUCAUUUCCGAAGAUUACUUCGUCAUUUCACUUCUGAAAGUGAACAGCUCAUUAAACAUCAACUCGGGAGUGGAAAUAAAUUUUGAAUGGAGGAAUGCAAGCGAUGAGCUGAUGUUAUCAUCAAUUAUAACACUGAAAUUUUCAAAUGUCUGCUUGUUUUGCUAUCGCAGUUUGCCAUUCCUCCUUUCAACUUUAUUCAUUAUUUUAAUUAUAUCUCUUCCACCACUUCUGUGUUCCUAUGCCACUAUAUCGGUUAUUCGGACAGCAAAAUGGAAGCGAGAUCGACAGUUGAGAAUUGGUAAUUUAUUGCAGGAGCCUAGACCUAAUAUGAGCAUGAUACAAUCUGGACAAACAGACACAACCGAAAUUAGAUCAAGCAGAACCGUUAUCACAAAACGUUCUAUCGGUAUACAGCUUUCAGCAUCAUCGACUCCACGUUUUCUCCGUGAUAAAGGAAUAUUAUGGUCCCGUGCAACAAAUUCACCACAGAUGACCCCACGUAACGAUGAGCAUUCAUCACUAUCAUUCAAUACUGAUCACGAUUUGGAAUAUGAUUACUACGAACCAGCCGUGCCAGGUUCAUUCCUUACGCCGGCUAUCAACUUUUACUCUGAUAUUGAUAUUGAACAGAUCGUAGGUAGUUCGGAGCUUUCGUGCAAUCUAAUAUCUAAGCACGAUGCUCAUACACAAAUUGAUGGUAAUACGUGGUAG